AUGACUGUCGAUGAGAAAAUAGAAGUUGAAUAUGUGAAAGAGGCAAAGAAAGAGUUUGAUUUGGAUGAUAUCUUGACGAACGAGGUGGGGCAAUUGGGGAAGUACCAAAUUAUAACGAUUCUCUUAGCAACAUUUCCAGUUAUUUUCUCUGCAUUUGCCGCUGGAGAAUACAUCUUCACCACCGCUAGAAUACCGACCAGAUGUCUUAUACCACAGUGUGACGGCGCAGACCCUCCGUAUGCUCCGGAAUGGAUCCUGAACGCCAUUCCGGGGACUAGUGCUAGCAGCUUCGACAACUGCGAGAGGUAUCAGAACAGUUCUACAGUCAGCGACGGCGCGGGGCAGUGCCCUAAAGAGUGGUUCGACUCUACGCAAACUGUGGCUUGCGAGGAAUACGUGUAUGAGAAUCGGCUGAGCAUUGUGUAUGAUUUCGGGCUGGCAUGCGACGAGUGGAAGCGAUCUCAGAUAGGCUCCAUCCGAACGAUAGGCACACUACUGGUUUUGCCCAUCACCGGGUAUAUCUCGGACCGCUGGGGCCGUCGCGUGGCGCUCAUCAUCAAUGCCUUCAACACCGGCUGGCUGGGGCUCGUCAGGUCCUUCGUCAACUCCUACGAUUGGUUCCUGAUCACUGAGGUCAUAGAGUCUACUAUCGGCGCUGGAGCCUACUCCUCGUGUUAUAUUUUAGUUACUGAACUUGUUGGCCCCAAGUAUAGAGUCAUCGUAGGGACCACCAUGUCAACCAUGUUCGCGUUGGGACAAGUCCUCCUCGGGUUGAUCGCGUGGGCCGUGCCCGACUGGCGCCCCCUCACACAAAUCCUCUAUGCACCCCAACUUCUUAUUAUAACAUACUUCUGGAUAAUGUCUGAAUCCGUACGUUGGUACAUGAGUAAAGGUCGAUACGAGGAGUCCGAAGUCAUCCUCAAAAAAGUUGCUAAAAUGAAUAAAACAGCACUGACAGACAAAUCCUUGCAAGCUCUACGUGCCACUGCAGAAGCUGCGAAGUUAAAGGAAAAGACUAAAGAGCCUUGGUUACUCAUUCUAGUUAUAAGAUCUCGCCGUAUGUUGCUGCGAUGCGUCGUUUCGCCGAUAUGGUGGAUCACGAACACGCUGGUGUACUACGGAAUGUCCAUUAACGCCGUGAACUUGUCGGGCAACCGGUACCUCAACUACGUGUAUGUGGCGCUGGUGGAGAUCCCGGGUUACUGGACCGCUAUCUUGUUGCUGGACCGAAUCGGCAGGAAGCCGGUGCUGAUCGGCGGUUACUGGCUAUGCGCGGGAUGUCAGUUCGCAUUCGCAUUCAUACCCAGUGGCUUCUACGGUUUAUCCCUAACAUUCUACCUGAUCGGUAAAUACGCUAUUGCCAUCGUUAUGACCUCGGUAUACGUGUACACCGCAGAACUCUAUCCCACCAAGUAUCGUCACAGCCUGUUUGCCUUUUCCUCUAUGCUGGGUCGCCUUGGGUCCAUCACUGCACCUCUUACACCUGCGCUGGCUUUAACAGUUUGGGAAAGUUUUCCAUCUGUCCUGUUUGGUUCAUUUGCUCUUCUGUCUGGGGUACUCAUAUUCUUGACGCCAGAGACCUUGGGUACGAAGCUGCCUGACACCAUGGAAGAUGCAGAGCAGCUGGGCAUGCAAAAACGGAAAUGA
This is a messenger RNA of Pararge aegeria (speckled wood butterfly), 1647 nucleotides long. Its product is annotated as organic cation transporter protein-like. Lineage: Eukaryota; Metazoa; Arthropoda; Insecta; Lepidoptera; Nymphalidae. The coding region runs from base 1 to 1647 and encodes 548 amino acids. The record is from RefSeq and is a predicted model, not a curated record. Gene Ontology annotation, molecular function: transmembrane transporter activity. The transcript is spliced from 6 exons. Gene Ontology annotation, cellular component: membrane. Gene Ontology annotation, biological process: transmembrane transport.